Molecule: messenger RNA, 5410 nt
Organism: Brienomyrus brachyistius
Lineage: Eukaryota; Metazoa; Chordata; Actinopteri; Osteoglossiformes; Mormyridae
Gene: tmem102
Product: transmembrane protein 102
Exons: 2
Coding region: 1824-3290 (488 amino acids)
Source: RefSeq, a predicted model, not a curated record
UAUUCCCUGAUUUUCCAGGAAAAUAACAAUAAGAAAUACAUCUGUCAGUGCAUCAGCACUUAUCUUGUGCACGAUCUGGGAAUCCUAUAAUUCCGGUUUGGAUGUGAACAAAAUGCCCGGACUGUCUUGUGUUUUCUGAAUUAAUCUUGGCUGUCCAGUAGGUGGCGCAGUCCCCUCUGUUUUUUCUCUUUCUCCUCACCUCCCCUCAUUUGGUGCCCUGCUGCUGUAGUGACCGUAGCACAAUGUUUCUUCUUUCUUCUAGUACAUAGUUUCUCUGUCUUCCUCAUGCUGGCUUCACCUGGGGGAGGUGGGCAUGAGCGCAGUGUGUGCUGGCAUUUCGGCUCCUGUUACUUGCGCUCCCCCCUCCCCAUCUGAAUAGAAGCCAUUCUUGGCUGAGGGUAUUGUUUGCCCUAAAAAAUAUCGCAAUGGCCGAUUCCCGUAAUCCCCUCAAAUAUUGGAUUAUAGUUGAAAGCCUGUCCUGCAGUGUCCCCUGCCUCCCAUUCUCCCUUCACUCUCUGUCUCCUCCUCCUCCUCCUCUAUCUCUCCUCCUCUCUCCCGGAUGGCAGUCGGAAGCCUCUCUAAGACAUUUAUCCCUCUGCAGUGCGUCUUCAGAGAGCGACGGAGAAGCAGGGCGAGGGGAGGAAUAGAGGCAGGAUUUAUGAAGAUCCUUCAUUCGUUUCCCCAUCCUCAUUAAUAGCUCCCCCCACUCGCACAUCAGUGCUUUUUAAGUUUAAUAUUUUAAUGUAUAUAAUUAGCAGCCUGCAGAAGUACAAUUAAACGGAUGGAGAAUAAGGGUGUGUUUUGGGGGCCUUGGCCAGGCCUGGCAGAUUCGCUGGGGGACACUUCUGGCUGUAUUUCAGAGGCGUGUCUUAUUGCGACUUGCAGUCACCCUCUUGCAAGUGCCGUCUCCCCCCAGCCGGGCCACGAGAAGUGAAUUGUGUGCAGAAGCAGUGCAGAUGAUUCCUGUUUGAUGGUAGAAUUUGUCUCAUCCGCGGACAUAUUUUGUUCACUUUGCUGUAUUUUUGACAUGUUCUUAUUUAUUUUUCUACAGGAAAAGUGUCAGUGAACGAGUAAAUGUCAGAAAUGUUGUCUUGAAACAUGACGUCUUGAACAUGAAAGUCUUUGAUUGGCUUUCCCUAAAGACAGCCAUAGACCUUAAGCAACUAUGUAACCAAGACGUACGGCGUUGUAUUAGCUUUAUUAUGGUGCUUUGUCUCACAUGUUUGACCAAGGUGCGUAUACCUUGCAGUUUGGUGCUGAUGGGGUAAGCAGUUGCUGAGGGCUACAGCUGUUCAGGUCCUCUCUGGACAGCGACCUGUCACCUUCUUCCUGUCUGUCUCGGUAUCUGCCUGCGUAUGUAGAUGCAGGCUUGCGAAUGACCUGUUGUGGAGGUUGGCAUGUAGCAUGCCUGUGCUAUAUUGCUAUACUGUAGCCAUUAUCCAUGGUCUUCUCUAUUUCCUUCAUUUCUGGCGACGAACUGUGUUUGAGGCUGGACCUUCCUGUUCUGUGCUGUCAGAGGACUGUGUUUGGGGUUGGACCUUCCUGUUCUGUGCUGUCAGAGGACUGUGUUUGAGGCUGGACCUUCCUGUUCUGUGCUGUCAGAGGACUGUGUUUGAGGCUGGACCUUCCUGUUCUGUGCUGUCAGAGGACUGUGUUUGAGGCUGGACCUUCCUGUUCUGUCCUGUCAGAGGACUGUGUUUGGGGCUGGACCUUCCUGUUCUGUGCUGUCAGAGGACUGUGUUUGAGGCUGGACCUUCCUGUUCUGUGCUGUCAGAGGACUGUGUUUGGGGCUGGACCUGUAGUGUUCUAAUGAAGUCCCAUGCAUGACUUCCUGGAUCAGACAGUUCUCAACACUGGGACAGGACGUCCGCAUUGAUGGGGAAAUGUUUAGCCUGGCUACUUAUCUCACACCUGGUCGCAGACAGGCUGCUGUACCUGGUCUGGUGCAGAAGGUGGACCAGAGGCUUCCGGUGGCCAAUGAGUAUCUGCUGCUUUCUGGUGGGGCCAGGGAGGGCGUGCUGGACCUGAACCCGGAAGAUCUGGGCGACUACGCCAAAGGGGCCGACUUCGACAUGGACUUCACCCUGCUGGUACCGGCACUGAAGCUGCAUGACCGUAACCAGCCCGUCACGCUGGACAUGCGCCAGUCAGGGCCCUGCCACUCCUGGCUGAGCUUACGCCUCUGUGAUCCCGUCACCCUGGCCCGCUGGCGCUUCUGCUGCCAGGAGGAGCAUGAAGCAGGGCUAGAGGAGGAUGGGGCGGAGCCUGAUGCCCAUGCCGAGCCCGGCCGUGCCACCAUUCCCUCCCUUCAGUCCCCCCAGGUCCUGGACGGCUGUUACUUCUCUCCAACGCUCGUAGCCGACUGGUUCUGGGAUGUGGUGGGGAUGGCUGUGGAAGAGCUGCGCAAGAACCCCCAACGUGGGACUCCCGUUCCGGAGAGGGUGGAGCGCAACGGGCCCCUGACCACACUGGUCCUCACGGCCGGCACCAGCCGGGUCCUUUACGAUCUGCUGCCCGUGGUGUCGUUCCGUGGCUGGCCGGCUGUGGCCCAAGGUUGGCUGACGGCCAACCACUUCUGGGACGGCAAGAUAACCGAGGAGGAAGCCAUCAGUGGCUUCUACCUGCUGCCCUGCUGCUCGCCCGCCGGAGGACGCCCCGACCGCGAGUGGAGGCUGGCCUUCUCGAGGAGCGAAGUCCAGCUGAAGAAGUGCAUCCCUAGCCCUAUGGCCCAGGCUUUCCAGGCGGCCAAGGCGCUCAUAUCCCGCCUGCUCUCUCGGCCCCGUUCUGGCCUCAGCCCCUACCAUCUGCGCACCAUGUUGUUUUGGGCAUGCGAUCGCCUGCCCCCAGCCUACCUGAGCUCCCAGGAUCCGGAGAUCCCCGCUCGCCUCCUCCUGGGUCUCUUGGACGACCUGGCGCACUGCAUCCUGGGAAAGAGCUGCCCUAACUACUUCUUGCCUCAGUACAACAUGCUAGAUCACCUGUCUGACAGCGCCGCCCUGCUAUUGGCUCGCAAGCUGGCCCACCUGCGCUCCGAUCCCGCCGAGCACCUCCGUGCUGCCCUCGAUCAGGCCCGGCAAGUCUCCCAGCUCAAAAGGGAAGCGGCGGGCAGCAACGGGCACCCGCUCUCCCCUAGGCAUGGCUCGGGUACCGGCCACGUCCCGCAGGACGACCGGCUGGCUCAGCGGCUACAGCAGCUGGUCACGGAGAAUCCGGGGAAGUCCAUCUCGGUCUUCCUCAACCCCGAUGACGUCACGCGACCUCACUUCCGCAUUGAUGACAAGUUCUACUGAUAACCCCCCCCACCUUUUGAUGAUUUCCUGAGCCUGGUGCUAGCUAGGCGUUAAUGAUUUUCAGAUGUAUAAGAAAACUUUGAGAAGGCACUAGACAAUCGGUGGGGGGGGGGAGAUAACCCCUCACCGUAUAACACUACUGUAUCUAUGGUACUGUCAGUCAAGUGAUAUCGUCAAGGGAUCGAGCUUCUGCUGCUGAAAUUGAGACUAUUGUGUGCUGAGAUGCGCCUCCUGGUGCCCCAAAGAAGAAUUACAAGUAGAAAAGCUGAAACCAAAACGGGGCUUCGCGGCUUUGAACUGUCACGUCCCACGAGAGGCCUGCAGGGGGCCUGCAGAGACCCUGCGUGGCUGGCGGCUCACACACUGCCGUCUCGGGGGAUGAGAAGCGGCACGAUUUAAUGAAAGAGCUUAUUCUUAGCUUAGAAAGAAAGGGGGGGAUUCCAAAGGCCUGCACUGCGAAUUAUCUGGACUUCUGGGUAAUUUAUCCUGGCUAAUUCCUAAGAGAACAUGAGAAUGAAGGUACUACCGUUGUAAUUGAAUGUAAUCGCAAGAGGAAGCCCUGCAUCUCUCCCUUUCAGUCUCUCUCACUCAGGGUGCCGUAUGCAUUCCAGCUUCUUUUCUUUCUUCCUGCUUAGAGUGGGUCAAAGUCAGGACAGGUCUGUCGUCGCAGUUCUCGCUUGGAGGCGAUGUCAUGGUGCUGAUCAGCCUGCUGUGGCAGGUUGCUGCGCAUGGGGUGCCUGCUCGUCCUCCCCCGCCACGGUCUCAGUCAUGAUCGUACGCAUUCCUUAUCUCCAAGGGAGUGUCGCCUGCCAUCAAGUCUUCUAUAAGGGCUCUGCUUCCAGUAUUCACUUUACACUACGAGUAUUUUUUAAAGGGGAUUUAAUAUUGCUUCGUUUUCUAAUUUCCAGUCAGCUUUCAAAGCUUUGUUGUCCUUUGAACUUUUCUGCUGGCUGCACGGUGGGCAGACGUUUGGGAGAAAGGACAGUCUCUCCUUCGCGCCGCUUUCAGCAGGUUUCUCCACCCGCUCUGCAUUGCAGGAGAAUGAGAAGGACAGAGACCGGACAGUGUCACCCCCUUUGUUAGGGGAUUAGAUGCGGGGUGGUAACUUUGGGGGGGUGUUCCUAUGCCUUCGUCCCCCGCAGUGCUCACAUCCACAGUAGAAUCACAGAAUGCCACCUCGCUACCUGUGAGCCUUCCGAAUGCCAUGGCUACUCCUGCGCGGCGCUACGUCAUCCUUUUGCUGGAAGUACGCAACGUUAGCGUCGUUUGUUUUUGCCAAACUGGCAUUUGGGUAGUACACUAAGUACUAGGACCUACUGAGGGUGCUUCUAGGCUGCCUGGAUUAGGGGUGGUCUCUGGAGCGGAUACCAAGCGUAGAGGGUUGGAGACCAGCCCUCAGUGGACUGUCUGAACUUAAGCCUUCGCCUGCUCUUUGUUGAAGGAGCUGGGACUGAUCACACCCAAGGCGAUUUUUCACUUGUAAAAUCCUUUGUAAAAGCAUUAAUAUUCUCACAGCCAUCUAUAAAUAUUAUAGUACAUAAAAUAACGCAACAUCAGCCUCAACUGCAUGCAGUCCAUUUGCUUUAGAGAAGUAUACAGCAUUCCGGUGUGAAACGUGUCGGCGUUUUGCUUGGCAUUAAGCCCCGCCUCUUCCUCUUCCCAUCUCCUGUGGCAUUUCACAGAUGAGCACGGAACCGAUGUUCUCGUGGCUGUUGCUGUUGUUAUGGUUUCAGGGAAAGGUUUUGAGAACGGAGUGAGUAUUGAUUGGUAGAGGUUGGAGGUGCCAGUUAAAUCAGUCUAUAUUUACAGGAAAUCAUUAGAAUGGAAUGUAUAAUGAGAAAUGAAUGUAACUGAAUUUGCCUCUAAUAGUGCUUGAACAGGAGUCAGGUUAAUUUGGGGGCAACAUUGUAACAUUGUAACACUUUGCAGUUGAUCUCGUCAAGAACUGGGGGUCUUUCGGCUUACUAUUCCUUUGUUGCUUAAUGACUUGGUCAUCUUGAUUGUUUCUGCAAAACAUAAACUACACCAGGCUUGUUCUUUUGCCUAAUUUAUUUUCCAGAUUGUGUUGAAUGCUUGACUGACAUCACUGCGGCAUGAAAUAAACUUCUAAUUCACAAGCA